AUGUCGUCCACAGACCAGAAGUAUAGAGAAUCAAUCGGCAACUUUUCGGAUCUAAGUGCCCAUGAGCAGUCACUGAGUCUGAAUGAAGGUCACCUGGAAUAUGACAAACACGCUGAGAAAAAGCUGAUUCGGAGAAUUGACUGGCGACUCCUUCCAAUUCUGGGAGCGCUGUACUCAAUCGCGCUCAUUGAUCGUGUCAAUGUCUCCAACGCCCGAGUUGCGGGCAUGGGAGAGGAUCUUAACUUGGAGAUUGAAAAUCGGUAUACAGUCGUUUUAGUGGUGUUCUUUCCUCCGUACUUCCUCUUCGAGCUACCGUCGAACAUUGUCCUUCGCCGAGUGGGAAGCGCCAACUGGCUCUCAUUCAUUGCGUUUUCUUGGGGAUGUGUCAUGAUAGGUCAAGGAUUCGUCAAGUCAUAUGAGGCACUCGCCGUCUGCCGUACCAUGCUCGGUCUCUUCGAGGCAGGCUUCUUCCCCGGAUGUGUGUACUUGAUCAGUUGUUGGUAUGUGCGGUAUGAGGUCCAGAAGCGGCUUGCUUUCUUCUAUAUUCUGUCAGUUCUCGUCGGCGGCUUCUCGAAUAUCCUUGCGUAUGGUCUGAUGCAGAUGGAAGGCGUAGGCGGCCUCAGAGGAUGGCAAUGGAUCUUUAUCAUCGAAGGCCUGAUGACCGCGGUCAUUGCCGUCAUCGCAUGGUUCAUUAUCAUUGAUUUUCCGGACAAGGCUGAGAAAAAGGGCCUGUUAACACAUGAGCAAGCCUCAUUCAUUGUCCAACGGAUCGAGAAUGACCGGAAAGACGCUGUCCCCGAUCCUCUCACAUGGUCCAAGUUCUGCCAUCAUCUCAAAGACUGGAAGCUCUGGGUCUUUGCGACAAUGUUCAUGUCCACGACGAUGCCAGCCUAUGCAUUUGCGUAUUUCACACCAGUCAUCGUUCAGGGAAUGGGAUACAGUGCAGGCGUUGCCAAUUUGCUAUCAGCACCUCCAGUCGGCGCUGCAGUGAUCAGUGCUCUGGCAUUCGCAUGGGUUGGCGACAAAUACCACAUGCGAGCCCCUGUGAUUGUGACCCAAGCAAUCAUCGUCAUUACGGGGCUCAUGAUCACCGCCUAUCACAGUUCGAAUGGAGUCAGAUAUUUCGGCAUCUUCUUGGGGGUUGCGGGAUGCCAAGGGAAUAUCCCAGCUAUUCUUGCAUAUCAAUCCAACAACAUUCGGAUGCAGUCCAAGCGGAGUGUGGGCAGCGCUCUUCAGAUUGGAUUCGGAGCGAUUGGCGGCAUCAUCGCUUCGACGGCCUUCGCCCAAAAGGAAGCUCCCACGUACAGAAGUGGGCUGUGGACUACUGCCGCAUUGCAGCUCUGGAUCCUAGGCUCGGUCUGCUGCACCACAUUUUAUUUCUGGAAAAAGAAUGGCCAGGUCGAUGCUGGCUCUUUGGAGAAGCCAAUCGAGGGACAGGAGGGGUUCAAGUACACGCUCUAG
This is a messenger RNA of Fonsecaea erecta, 1461 nucleotides long. RefSeq lists its product as hypothetical. The record is from RefSeq and is a predicted model, not a curated record. The transcript is spliced from 9 exons. Gene Ontology annotation, cellular component: membrane. Bases 1 to 1461 code for a protein of 486 amino acids. NCBI's taxonomy places the organism in Eukaryota, Fungi, Ascomycota, Eurotiomycetes, Chaetothyriales, Herpotrichiellaceae. Gene Ontology annotation, biological process: transmembrane transport. Gene Ontology annotation, molecular function: transmembrane transporter activity.